AUGGAAUCUUUAUAUUUCUCUUUAACUGAUGUCAAUCCGAUUUUACAAUGUUUUCUAUGCAAGGGUUAUCUUGUUGAUCCAUAUACAAUAAAGGAAUGUAUGCAUACGUUUUGUCGUACGUGUAUUCUUGUUUAUUUCGAAAAUUUAUCACGUUCAGAAUAUAAAUGUCCACAAUGCAAUAUAAAUCUUCAACCAUUUUCGGAUAUUUCAAAAUGUUUAAUACCAGAUCGGCAAUGUGGAGAUAUGAUACGUUCAUUAUUACCAUUGCUUGAUAUUGACGAAAUCAAUAAUGAAAAACAAUUUUAUGAAAAAAAUUCUUUAUCAAUACCAAAAGAUCUUCGUCUUAAACUUCGUCUUGUACAAAAUGUUUCUCCAAUGCGUUUUACCGAUAAUAAUAAUCAUAUACGUAUACGUUCAAUAAAAGCAAAGUCAACUAUAUCUAGUAUGAAAAAAGCAACGGUUCCAAUUGCAAUUCAAAUAGAAUUAUGUAAAAAAUAUAUUGAUUCAUCAUUGGCAAUAAAGCAAUAUCCAAAAAAAUAUCUUUGUGUUAAUUCUCAAUUGGAAAUAAGUCACAUUGAAAAAUACAUUGAAACAAUUUGUCAAGUACAAAAACCGUAUAAAGUCUAUUUAUUUUUUUAUGACUCUUGUUUAAGCGAGUCAACACCAUUGUUAUUAAUUAAAAGUUUACUAUUUUCAUCUACCGAUCGUAUGAAACUUUUUUUUUCUAUUAUGUUAAAUAAAUAA
Rotaria socialis is the source of this 744-nucleotide messenger RNA. Lineage: Eukaryota; Metazoa; Rotifera; Eurotatoria; Philodinida; Philodinidae. The record is from the annotation of a GenBank genome assembly.